ACACAGGAGGAUCUUUUCCAAGCCUUUAAAAAUUGGAAUUAUGGGAAAUGUAAGAUCCAGUGCAUUUUGGAGCUUGAACUAUACAAAAGACUAAGAGUCAGGUUAUUUCAGCCUCUGCUGCUUUGAUUCUGACCACUUAAAAAACGAAAACAAAUCUGCAAAAUCAGUCUCUAUGGAUGAAUGACUGGAGUUGCCCUUUAAACACUUGGUCUAUCAUUAUAGCUUAAUCAUUGUCAAACACUGCAUUGAAAAAGCGUUUAGUAGUCGCUCGCUCUCAUCUUUAGACAUAAAACUUCAAAAUAAAGCUUAAAACACAUUCUCCUAAAAGUUUCUAAACUUCAGACAUGAUCAGAAAAUAUGAGUACAAUUUUUACAAUAAUUGCCUGAGGUGUUUAAAUUUGUCUGAAACUUCCAGGAUACUAGGGAAUAAUAGGGAAUACAUUGAAAAACAUUAAGGUUCAUACAGAUAAAGUUGGCAAUAAACCUUCACAUUCUACACACAGCAACAAGUCCCGCCUCUUAGCCUGAGAAUGAAACUGAUUGCACUACAAUGACAGUGUGACUGUGUGAGCCUGUGAUAAGGUUUGCACUGCUGUAUUUAGUGUCUCAGGUUUCAAGACAAAUCCUGUAUCCUGUAGUUGUUUUUCUCCACGCAGCAGAGUCAGAGUGGAUGGACAUACAGUACAACUGUGACAUGAAAGAAAGGAUCUACACUGUUGCAUCAGCAGUGCCAAAGAAAGGGACUUAAUAUAUCUGAAGAAUGAACAACAGCCACCAGGAAGUAAUAGACACCCAGGAAACAGACUUUGGUGGUCCCACCUUAUCCAAACAGAAGAGGAUCAUCCACUUCUCCAGCGGUGAAACUCUGGAGGAGGAAGACAGUGAGGAGGAAGAGGAGCAGCCAUCAAACAGAACUCCCUUCAGAGAGCCUACUCAGAGGGCUAGGUUCUCAUUCAGGAAUGUGGCUAUUCUAGUUGGAAGGAUUUCACUGCUGACUUGUGACUUCCUUGGAGAGAGACUAGCUGGUGUACUUGGGCUGAAUGCAGCUAAAUACCAGUACGCCAUAGAUCAAUAUCAGAGUGAUCACAAGAAAACCAGCAGCCAAGCCACGGAUGGCCUCAUUGGAGGGACAGGCAGACACUAUCCACCUCUCUCACACACAAACUGGGAGUCAUUAUGGAGCUACAGGAGAUGCAAGAUGCCAGGCUGCUGAUCCCAAGGAGAGCUAUGAUGAGAAACAAAUGAGCAGAAAGGGAGGAUACCACAACAGAAGCUAUCAAGCCGAUGAGGACAGUUUGAAAUAAAACCUAUAAAACACAAAGAGAAGGAAUGAGAGUUGUCAUUCAAUGUGCAAGCCAUAGAGGGGCACUAUGACACAGCAACAACGCAUGCUGAUCUCAGAGUAUGGUGGGGCUGUUUGUCUAGUAAUGGUAAUGUUACAACAGAUAUGUGUAAAGAAGAAAAAUCACACUGACAAACUUAAGAUUUCAAUGGGAAGGUAAUGGUGUUAGGCUUGGUGCAAGAUUGCAAUUUUGACCAUAUAAUAAACAGCACUUUGAAUGUA
Lates calcarifer (barramundi perch) is the source of this 1564-nucleotide messenger RNA. Its product is annotated as protein FAM177A1. The transcript is spliced from 5 exons. The coding region runs from base 761 to 1213 and encodes 150 amino acids. NCBI's taxonomy places the organism in Eukaryota, Metazoa, Chordata, Actinopteri, Centropomidae. The record is from RefSeq and is a predicted model, not a curated record.